Messenger RNA from Acanthisitta chloris (rifleman), 672 nucleotides. RefSeq names its product ATP-dependent RNA helicase DQX1-like. Gene Ontology annotation, molecular function: RNA binding. Gene Ontology annotation, cellular component: intracellular anatomical structure; spliceosomal complex. NCBI's taxonomy places the organism in Eukaryota, Metazoa, Chordata, Aves, Passeriformes, Acanthisittidae. The record is from RefSeq and is a predicted model, not a curated record.
CCUGAGUCGCUGAUGCAAGCACUGGAGGACCUGGACUACCUGGCGGCCCUGGAUGAUGACGGGAACCUGUCGGAGGUGGGUAUCAUCAUGUCGGAGUUCCCGCUGGACCCACAGUUGGCCAAGGCCCUCAUCGCCUCCUGUGAGUUCGACUGUGUGGAGGAGAUGGUCAGUCUGGCUGCCAUGCUCACAGCGUCCCCCUGCUUUGUGUCACCGUCCACGCACCUGGAGGAAGCUGUGGCCCUGCGCCAGCGGGCACUGCUGCACCCCAAUGGGGACCACUUCACCCUCAUCAACAUCUUCAACGCCUUCCAGCAGCAUGCAGGGGACGAGGGCUGGUGCCGGAAGCACGGGGUGGACGCGGAGGCACUGCGGCUGGCGGGCACCGUGCGGGCAGAGCUGCGACGCACCGCGCUGCCGGUCUCGCCACCUGCCUUCGGCUCCGAUGCCAACGCCCUCAACAUCCAGCGGGCACUCAUCUCUGGGUACUUCCUCAAGGUUGCCCGUGACAUCGAUGGCUCUGGGAACUACGUGAUGCUGACGCACAAGCAUGUGGCCCACCUGCCCCCCGCCUGCGGGUACCUGCUGCGGCCACCUCCCCGCCUCUACCACGAGUUCGCCAUCUCCCAGGACAACUGCUUGCGCGUGGUCUCGGAGAUCCAACCCCAAAUGUGA